AUGACUUCAGCGAGAGGGAAGACCAAGAAGUCGUAUGUCUGCAACGAGUGCGGGCAGGGGGCCGCUAACGCUAAGUACAGAGACGUGCUCAUACGGCAUCUCCGUGUGAUUCAUGCAAUCACUAGCAGACCGAGGCCAAAAGGCCGUCCCAAGAAGUCGGCACCAGAAACCAGAGAACCAAUUUCUGAGGUUGCUGCCGUUGUCCCCGAAGAUAACAACGAUGAUCAAAAUGCCAGUCGGAAUGACGAUCCUCUUGAGGACACUGUGGGAACGGGUCCUUUGUUCACAACAGGGACCUCGCAGCCAACGGCAUCGCGCCAACCAGCAACCUCUUUUCAGCAUGGGAUGAACGUCGGCAAUACCUGGCCUAUGACAGGCAAUGGCAGCGACACGACCCUUAUGAACAACGCCCCAGUUAGCACCGACGGCAUUUCAUUGUUUGCCAGAGGUCCUCCCGUGAACAGUGGCCUUCUUUCGAUGGAUUAUGAGUUGUACCAAUUCGCGAGCACCAGCAGACGUAAUGUAUCGCUUCUCGGCUGGAUGAACGAGGAUGGUCAGAACUACUCCUCCACGAAUAUCCCAGGCCUCAGUAUGACAGAGAGUUACAUGCAAGGCUUCGACGAUCAAUUUCGAUUGCUGUCCGGACAGGAUAUACUGAAUGUCCCGUUCAUGCCAACAGGCCCUGUAUAUACGGCGCCUGAUCCAACCAACGUCCAAGCAGUUCCAGGAGAAUCACUUCCCACACCAUUGAUAUGCCAGGCCACUGACCCAGCUCCAUUGGAAGAGGUUGCGGACCCUGUGCCUGUGGAAAGGGACGUUGACUCCAAUCCAUGGCCAUUCGAGUGGCAUGCAACCAAGGAUGACCAGAAGAUUGUCCUACCUGAACUACGUUCGACUGACUCCCAGAGAGCACGAAACAGCACACAACUCACAGGUUCUGAUACAACACAGCGAGACUUACAAUUCUUCGGCGCCAAGGACACGCUUGAUGUCGCCAAACGAGCAGAUAUAAUUCAACUGCUAAGUCUCCCUCUGACGCGAAUACCAUGGCAAGAGGAUGUGAGUAUCCUGGGAAACCUUCCAAGUCCAGAUAUUCUGCAUCAUUUGAUCGAUCUGUACUUUCUACACUUUCACGAGCUGUGGCCGAUCAUUCAUCAACCAACGUUCAACGUCUCCAAAGUACCCACCAUUCAAAUCCUCUCUAUGGCAUACAUCGGUGCAUGCUACUCUGGGCUAGACAGUUCGCUGGAUUUUGCCGAUAACCUCGCAGAGCUAUGCCGUCGCACGUCCUCGUGGAUGGCUGAACGUGACCCACGCUUCCUUCGCUCGCCAUCCUAUGGGAUCUCUCUUCUUCUGCAACAUAUCCAUGCAAUCGGCUCGGGGUCGAGGCGGCUGUUCGAGAUGACCGAUUCGUCGCGCUCCCGCCUUGUUUCGAUUGGGCGUCAUAUGAACCUUUUCAGUGCUGGUCUGCACGCUUCUCGUCCAGAAUCAUCCACACGAACUGGGGAUAGGUAUGACAAUUGGCUGGAAUGGAUCAAGCGCGAGCAAAUCAAAAGACUUAUUUGGUUCAUUUUCCCGCCGUGCAUCAAAUUUGAGGAACUUCCUUCCGACUCCACCUGCGAAGAGUUACACUGGGACGCACCGACUGCUUACGCCUGGGCUUCGUGCCCGUACCAAGCACCGCCUCGAGGUCUACCAACAAUGCAGACUCUUCGUGCCCUGCUGAGCAGAGACGCGGAUAUAGUCUUCUCCCUUAAGCCCUUUGACCAUCUCAGCAAGCGCCUGCUGCUCCGGUGCCUUGGACGAUGCCUUGAGUCGAUACAAGAGCAAAUGGAGAGCGGUGUAUAUAACGUCCUUUGGGAAGACAGUGCAGGUCGAGCAGUUAUGGCCGCAACGAGAGCGCGAAUUUCAAUGUCGGUCAUGUCAGUCUAUCAAAGCAGUUGGGAGGAAAUCUCACAAGGAACGAGUCUGCGUGUGGCGCUACGAAUCGCCAUUGCCGCGCACUACAGUCACAUAUUCGCGGCUGGAAGGCUGACUGGGCUCACCACACGGGUUGCACGCAAGAGAGCCGGCGAAUACAACGCCACUCGAGUCUUACCCAACCCCGCCAACAGUGGUAGGACCACGCCCCAUGACGACGAGUUUAUCAAAGCGGCUUUUUGCGAGGAUCCUCGAAGCAUCCGCGAGUUGAUGUGGCACGCAUCUCAGGUCAUUUACCUCCAACGUCGACAUCCUUUCAACACGCCGCACGAGCCACUCUCGGUGUUCCUUGCCGGUCUUUCGCUCUGGGCUUUCCUCAAAUAUUUCGAUCCCGAGAGCGGUGAUGCACAGUCUGGCAUUUCGGUACAAUUGGAUGAGCCGUCGUUCUGCAGCCCGCCGGAAGCUCGACAGGCUAUCAAGGAUUGGAUCGAGAAGGGUGGCAAAACUUACCUCGAAGGUGUAGGAGACGUGAGAUCGCCGGAUGCGCCGAAGAGGAUCUUGACGUUGUGUGUGAACAUGACGAGAAGGCUGCAGGUGUGGAAAAUGGCAUCCAAAGCCUCGGAGAUCUUUGCACGCUUGUUGCAGCGUGAAGACCAGGACUAUGCUGAAAGUGUCUCGCUGGAUGCCAAUGUGACUUAG
Molecule: messenger RNA, 2619 nt
Organism: Exophiala viscosa
Lineage: Eukaryota; Fungi; Ascomycota; Eurotiomycetes; Chaetothyriales; Herpotrichiellaceae
Exons: 4
Coding region: 1-2619 (872 amino acids)
Biological process (GO): DNA-templated transcription; regulation of transcription by RNA polymerase II
Cellular component (GO): chromatin
Molecular function (GO): DNA-binding transcription factor activity, RNA polymerase II-specific; RNA polymerase II cis-regulatory region sequence-specific DNA binding; zinc ion binding
Source: RefSeq, a predicted model, not a curated record